GCCGGCGGGCAGCAGCAGCGAGCGGGCUUCCGCGCCUCCGCCACCCGCGGGACCGACAUGGCCCACGAGCGUCCCGCCAGCGCCCUGGAGCCCGAGCUCGUGCAGCGGCUGCUGCUCUCCUGCCAGGAGGCCAAGAAGUCCGCCUACUGCCCCUACAGUCACUUCCCCGUGGGGGCCGCGAUCCUCACUCAGGACGGGAGGAUCUUCUCCGGGUGCAACAUAGAAAAUGUCUGUUACCCGCUGGGCGUCUGUGCGGAGCGGACCGCCAUCCAGAAGGCCAUCUCAGAAGGGCACAGAGAGUUCAGGGCAAUUGCUAUCUCCAGUGACCUGCAAGAUGACUUUAUCUCACCGUGUGGGGCCUGCAGACAAUUCAUGAGAGAGUUUGGCAGCAACUGGGUUGUCUACAUGACCAAGCCGGAUGGCACGUAUGUUGUCAGUACAGUGCUGGAGCUGCUACCUGCCCCCUUCGGGUCCAUAGGCUGGCAGAAGGUCCAGUGAAGGUUGGGAAACAGCCACAGCCUGGAAGAGCCUGGCUUUCCGUGCGUACUUAAGGGGACUGCUGCCCGGAGAACUCGACGAAGAUGUUCUCACAGACCUGGAGACAUCUGCCAAGCGGGCAGGGCUGGGCAGAGAUGGCUCUUCCAGGUUACACAGUCAAGCACGGUGGUCUUCACUGAAGCGAUAAAACUUUUCACUCUGGCCCGGGCCAGCAUCCCUCCUUGCAACCCACCUUGUCCUUCCCGGGACAGGAGCACCUAUCCCAUCCUUUCCUUCCUUCGGGGCCCUCUUUAAAAUUCCAGCAAGUCUGGACUGCUUCCCCGUCAGCCUUCUCAAGGUUCUAUCCUGUUCUGGGCAACUUUUCUAAUUAUAGACAUCACAGAACAUCUGA
Molecule: messenger RNA, 889 nt
Organism: Nyctereutes procyonoides (raccoon dog)
Lineage: Eukaryota; Metazoa; Chordata; Mammalia; Carnivora; Canidae
Gene: CDA
Product: cytidine deaminase
Exons: 4
Coding region: 58-498 (146 amino acids)
Cellular component (GO): cytosol
Molecular function (GO): zinc ion binding; cytidine deaminase activity
Source: RefSeq, a predicted model, not a curated record